Messenger RNA from Exophiala xenobiotica, 986 nucleotides. RefSeq lists its product as uncharacterized. Lineage: Eukaryota; Fungi; Ascomycota; Eurotiomycetes; Chaetothyriales; Herpotrichiellaceae. The record is from RefSeq and is a predicted model, not a curated record. The coding region runs from base 86 to 808 and encodes 240 amino acids. The transcript has 2 exons.
CUUCAACACAGUCGCAUAUCUAAAAGAGUUGCUUUUUGGUCUCCCGUCCACGCCAAAGGACUGUUGGAAAUUGUGGUGCCUCAACAUGGGUCCUUCAAGAUUAUCAAAAACCAUCCAAGGCAUAACCGUCACCGGCCUUGCGACGGUCGGCGCUUUUUUCGUAUGGACAAAGCACUGCCAUAUGACACCACUGAAUCAAUUCACACCUACGACAGAGCCACUAUUUCAGAGUUCUUGGUACAAGAAAUUUAAUCCACUUCAAAAUCCAACGACACACGACGAAUGUGUAAGACGAUUACCAUUGUUUAAGAUACGCCCAGAGUUGGUUGAGGAUGCUCAAAAAGGAGGAUCCAAGCUGGUCGAGGCGUUCAGUCAAGGGAUCUGGGGCGGUCCAGGCUACACCAUUCAGAGGCUAUACUUAGAACGAAAGUAUCGCAAUGAUACAACGACCGCCCAUCAACUAUGGACACCCCAGGAUCUCAAGACCUCGACGUACGAGAAAGGGACCGAGAUAACGGACCACUUCGUUGUUCUCGAAAAAUCGCCAACGUCCAUCCUGAUCAGAUGCGGAGACUCGCCGUUGCACAACCCAGAUACCAACCGACCCUCCGACGGGCUCUUUGAAAUCAGCGCCACCACGGACUUUGACAAAGGUUUUGCCGAGUUCAGACUCAAGAGUAUUUUCUACCAGGGAGAAGGUGAACCUCAAGACAAGACGAAGGCCCCUAUGUCGGCAACCAUGUCAACGUUGCACCAGCUUUAUACUAAAUUGUGGAUGGAGAGUGCUAUGAAACACGUAAAGCAGUGACCCGUCUGACGCAUGGUGUUGCGAUUGGGAUAGGCUCAAUCAUCAUGACGCAUAAACAUAAGAGAUGCUCAAAUUCAAGAUUUGUGUAAUUGCUUCUGUGAUUGACUAAACAAUAGUUGUGUAGCUCGACUCAAGUUCCAGCUCUGAAUUGAGGAAAUAUUUUCUCUGCAAGAGCCUG